AUGGCUUCUUCCCUCAUCAUCGGACUUCCUAAGGUCUAUGCCAAUCGUGGUCGCAAGUGUGUGCCUCCAACCAAUGACUUCCUACUUGGCACCUGGCAUGUCACGCACUCGAGCCUGCCGCUUUGGAAGGGCAAGUGCAAUGUCAACAUCACUUACCAAUUGCUUCCCCCAGAUCCCUCCGGCGUGGUGAGAAUUGAUGAUCUGGUACAAUAUCAAGCCAUCGGAUCAAAGAAGGUCAAGUCGGUUCAUGGCGUGGACACCCCGACCCCGGGGAACCAAGGGGCCUGGGACUGGCGCGGUAAAGGUUGGCUGAUGAUCGCGAGCUCACACUGGGAAUGCCUCGGCUUUGGCCAGGCCGUGGAAGAAGACAAUCAAUGGAUGGUCACAUACUUCGCUAAAACCCUCUUCACCCCGGCUGGCAUUGACAUCUACUCUCGCAAGAAGGAGGGACUUCCCUCGGCCAUGGUCGACGAAAUUCUUCAAUGCCUCCAUGGUCUUGGUGUUGAGGAGAUCACCGAGCUCGCCCGUGUGAUCUUCCCAAUCCCACAAAUGUAG
Messenger RNA from Aspergillus welwitschiae, 555 nucleotides. RefSeq lists its product as uncharacterized. Bases 1 to 555 code for a protein of 184 amino acids. The transcript has a single exon. Lineage: Eukaryota; Fungi; Ascomycota; Eurotiomycetes; Eurotiales; Aspergillaceae. The record is from RefSeq and is a predicted model, not a curated record.